Heterobilharzia americana is the source of this 1851-nucleotide messenger RNA. The record is from the annotation of a GenBank genome assembly. NCBI's taxonomy places the organism in Eukaryota, Metazoa, Platyhelminthes, Trematoda, Strigeidida, Schistosomatidae.
AUGGACGAUAAACCAGAUUUAUCUCAUUUAACUCCUGAAGAAAGAAGAAUUAUUGAAGAUGUAAUGAACAGACAAAAGCAAGAGGAGGCUAAAGAUGCCCAAUUGGUUGGAAAAUCUUCAACCAUUAGAAGACAAAGUAUGAAAGAACAUGUCACCACUACACGUACAGCAUACACUACAAAUCCCAGUGAAAACCCCUCCAAUGCUACAAUAGUUAAUGGUGAAAUUGUGAAUAAAUUAUCCUCAACAAACAACACAAAUACCUCAUUACCAUUUGGAAAUGCUGUGGUCAAUAUGAUGACUGAAGCUGUACAUGCUGUAAGUGGGAAUAGUGGUAGCGGUAUUACUGGUGUAACUGGAGCUACAACUGGUCAUGCAGCAAACGUUUGUGAAGCAUGUCAUAAAACUAAAUUCGCUGACAACUCCGGAAACUUAUGUAUUUAUUGUAAACGUAGAACCUGUACACGAUGUGGAAGUCAUUCUGAAAUAAAACCCAAUGUGAUUCAAUGGAUGUGUAAAGACUGCCUUCAAAGUCCCAACAUUUCUGAGCGACAACAAAUCCAAUCUGGCUCCAAUAUACCUGAUCAUACAAAUACAACUGUGAAUAGUAUUACUGGACGUUUGGGUGAAAGUAUUGCUAGUUUUAUCUCUAAGCCAAAAGCAUCGGAUACUAAAAGGCAAUUACCCCAAGCUAACACUACAAAUCAGAAUAUGACGCAUUCCUAUGAAGCAUCCAGUGGAAGUCGACUUCAAAAUGCAGGCUCAGGACGUCAGCUUCCAAAACCUUAUGCAGCAAACCGAUCGAACAGUUUAGAUGCAGACAAUACAACCUAUAUAAGUCCGGAUAAUUUUUUAUAUUACGGUGAUCAACAAAGACCGUAUAAUGAUACAUUUGUAAAAUACGAUCAGACUCCUGGUGAGUAUGGUCAUAACAGAUCCAGACGGAUAUCCGGUGAUUAUUACCCUUCAAAUGAAUUCAGUGCUUACCGAGAAGUACAAAAACGAUAUCCAGUCGAUCCAAGGUUGUCAAAUAAUCCAUAUCUUGAUCCAUUAUACGCAGGCGAUUCAUUCCCUUCAGAUCCCUCAGAUUCUCCAUGUCAAAGUGGUGGCAGUGUCAAACAGUCUUUACCAUACAGUAAAGCUUCAGCACGUGAUUACUCAAGAUAUCGUGAAAUGAGAUACAGAAGUGAUCAGCACUUUGAUUCUCAGUCACCAUAUUUAACACCGAAUUAUCCAUCUAGUUCGUUUGGUUUUCAAAGACGCAAUGUUCCAAACUGGGAAAAUUACCGUUAUGGUGCUAUACCACCAAGAUAUCGUGAUCAACUUCGUCAUCAUCAAUUACAUCACUUGUCAUUUAGCAGUUCCGAUGGAGAAGAUUUCAGUGUUGUUGACGAUGGUUCAGUUCCUUAUCAAGAACCAAGACGAAGGUUAUUACCAACUAAUUUUGAAAAAAGAAACUCACCUUAUUCUCAAGGAACUGUUACGGAUGAUGAUGAUCCUGCAAGUCAAUUUUAUAUUUCAAAACGUUCAUCAACUCCAUACUAUGAUGGACAAUUAAAACCAUAUGCAUGGGAUCAAGAUAGAGCAUUAUCUUUGUGUGAUGAACCUCCAAAAUAUAUAUGCGAUUAUGAAGCACAAUCGGAGCACCAUCGACGACUUCCUGAGAACAGGACUUCAGUAUCUCAGAAAGAUAUUCAAUAUAAUCAUGAAGAUGGAACAAUUGUCACGAAAAGAAAACUACCUAAAAGUUCAUCUGUAAGUUACUGUUACUAUUCUUAUGCUACUUGCUACUAUUUUUCUUCAGUUAAUAAGCUACAAGAAGAAAGAUGUAUCAUUAAAUUGAGUGAAUAA